GUGAUUUAUUUAUUUUUUAAAUAUCCCUCCUGCCGUUGAGCGUGUCCGUGGCGCAGUGUGGCAGGGUGUGCGGAUCAGGCAAAAAGUGUAGGUGCCGGCAGUGUGCAGGGCAGCCCUGUGUGGGGUCCUGCGGGAAGGACCCUUGUGUGUGAGCGCUUCCUGUUUCCCACUCGGCUUCCCCGCGGGCUGUGAAUGAACAAAUUCGGAACGGAGGAAAAACCCAGCAGGAUGUCUCCAGAAGUCACCCUGAACAGGAUCUCUCCGGCGCUGUCCCCGUUCAUCUCCAGCGUGGUCCGGAAUGGAAAGAUAGGUCUGGACUCCACGAGCUGUUUGAGGAUUACUGACCUGAAGUCGGGGUGCACGUCGCUGACCCCAGGGCCGAGCUGCGACCGCUUUAAACUUCACAUACCCUACGCCGGAGAGACCCUGAAAUGGGAUAUUAUAUUUAACGCAAAUUAUCCAGAGCUGCCCCCAGACUUUAUCUUUGGAGAAGACGCAGAAUUCCUGCCGGAUCCGUCCGCUCUCCCCAGUUUGGCCGCAUGGAACCCCUCAGACCCCGAAUGCCUCCUGUUGACGGUGAAGGAGCUGGUCCAGCAGUACCACCAGUACCAGUGCAGCCGGCUCAGCGAAAGCUCGCGUCUCAUGUUCGAAUACCAGACCUUGCUGGAGGAGCCUCAGUACGGCGAGAGCAUGGAGAUCUACGCUGGGAAAAAGAACAGCUGGACGGGGGAAUUCUCCGCUCGCUUCCUCUUAAAGCUGCCGGUGGAUUUCAGUAACAUCCCCAUCUAUCUCCUCAAGGACUCCAACGAGGAUCCGGGGGAAGACGUCGCUCUCCUCUCCGUCAGUUUCGAGGAUGCCGAAGCCACUCAGAUUUUCCCCAAACUCUACCUGUCGCCCCGAAUAGAGCAUGCACUCGGAGGAUCCUCAGCGCUUCAUAUACCAGCAUUUCCUGGCGGCGGAUGCCUUAUAGACUACGUCCCUCAGGUCUGCCAGCUGCUAACAAAUAAGGUGCAGUAUGUGAUCCAGGGGUACCACAAGAGACGGGAAUACAUCGCUGCCUUCCUGAGUCACUUUGGAACCGGGGUGGUGGAGUACGACGCUGAAGGCUUCACAAAGCUCACGCUGCUGCUGACGUGGAAAGACUUCUGCUUCCUGGUUCACAUUGAUCUUCCCCUUUAUUUCCCGCGCGAUCAGCCAACCCUGACUUUUCAGUCCGUCUAUCACUUCACAAACAGCGGGCAACUCUACUCCCAGGUCCAGAAGAGCUACCCUUACAGCCCACGCUGGGACGGCAACGAGAUGGCCAAGCGAGCAAAGGCUCAUUUCAGAAGUUUUGUUCCCCAGUUCCAGGAAGCCGCUUUCGCCAACGGCAAGUUAUAGAGACGACGCGAUCGAUGAGGUCACCAAUGCCAGGUUAACCAAUCGUGACGGAUGAACGCGCGUGGCGACGGUGCCCUGCGCUGGAGGGGCUGCACAGUGCGAGUUUAUUAACCAUUGGUUGCCGGAAGAGUGACAGAUGAAUUGUUUCUCACUCCGGCACUCAAACGGUUAAACGUCAUUCAGCUUCUGGACGGACAGUUUUUGUGGACAUUCUGCUGCCUUUCCCCAUUUUUAUUUUUUCCCCCCCAAGACCGUCCUCUGGAUUUGUUCUGCAAUCGAUAUUAACCGCCAAAGCCUUUCCUACGCGGGCAGAACCGCUAAACGGCGCGCAAACUCGGAAGAGAACUGCACUUGGAUUAAACUUCAUUUAAGUUUGGAAUGUUUUUUGUCUUAAAUCACUUUAAAGAAUUUGUGUAAAACUUGUUUCUGUGAAAGAGAUCAGGAAUGCUGUAAAUACGCGAUAAAUACCGUUUUCACUGCAAACGCAAAUAAAUGUUUGUUACAUUG
Molecule: messenger RNA, 1887 nt
Organism: Spea bombifrons (plains spadefoot toad)
Lineage: Eukaryota; Metazoa; Chordata; Amphibia; Anura; Pelobatidae
Gene: BABAM2
Product: BRISC and BRCA1 A complex member 2
Exons: 12
Coding region: 193-1380 (395 amino acids)
Biological process (GO): double-strand break repair
Cellular component (GO): BRCA1-A complex; BRISC complex
Source: RefSeq, a predicted model, not a curated record